UCCUUUUUCAGCACAAAAAGUAAAACCUUGACCGUAUAUAUCAAACUUAUCAGAUUCCGGCGGCGGCGGGUCAAACUUCCGCCGGAACCCGAACAUGGCGCGGCGGAGCUAGGACCUUUAUGAUUAUCUUCGAUAACGAUAUGGUUGUUAGAGAUCAGUUGUUGGGAAGUUAUUUAAGCAGCUGAUCUUUUCAGGAAUGAGAGGGGAGGAUUCUCGGCCCAAGUUUGAGAAGCAAUUUUCCGGCGAGAAACUGCUGCCGUUCGCCAAGUCGCCGCCUCGAUUUCCCGUUAUCUUCUUCUUCGCCGUCGCGCUCAUCGUCGGCGGGCUUCUCUCCGGGCGACUCCUUAUUUCCUCGGGACUGAAAUCCGAUGUUCACCCUCCACAACCACGACGACAUGUCGAGCAACUCAACGGCACGACAUUCAACUCGACGAAAACGAAACAAGACCCGGAUGGCCCGCCGCAUGCCACGUGUCCAGAGUAUUUCCGUUGGAUCUACGAGGACCUACGACCGUGGGCCGGGACGAGGAUAACGAAGGGGAUGUUAGAAGCGGCCCAAAAGAAGGCCCAUUUCAGGCUAGUGAUCGUGAAGGGAAAGGCCUACGUGGAGGUGUACGAAAAGGCAUACCAAAGCAGAGACAAUCUUACGCUGUGGGGGGUCCUACAGUUGUUACGGAGAUACCCAGGGAAAUUGCCCGAUCUUGAUCUGAUGUUUAACUGUGAUGACCGGCCAGAGAUCUAUCGAAAAGAUUACAGUGGGCCCCAGGCGCCGGCCCCACCUCCCUUGUUUCGGUACAGUGGAGAUGAUGCCACGUUGGACAUUGCGUUUCCUGAUUGGUCCUAUUGGGGUUGGCCUGAGAUAAGAAUAAAGCCAUGGGAAGAAAUGUUGAAGGAUAUAAAAGAAGGGAACAAGGAGAUGGAAUGGGUGAAGAGGGAACCAUAUGCAUAUUGGAAGGGAAAUCCAUCGGUGUCUCACAAAAGGACAGACCUUCUAAAAUGCAAUCUCACACGCAAACAAGAUUGGAAUGCUCGUUUAUAUAGGCAGGAUUGGAUUGAAGAGUGGAAAGGCGGGUUCAAAGGCUCAAACUUGGCCGACCAAUGUGUUUAUAGGUACAAAAUAUAUAUUGAAGGAAAGGCAUGGUCAGCGAGUGAAAAAUACAUUAUGGCAUGUGAUUCAGUAACCCUAAUUGUGAGGCCUCAUUACUAUGAUUUCUUCUCAAGAAGUUUGAUUCCAAUGCAACACUAUUGGCCCAUCUCCCCUAACCGCAACUCUAUAUGUUCUUCUAUCAAAUUUGCUGUCGAUUGGGGUAACUCCCACCACCAAAAGGCGAUGGCGAUCGGAGAAGCAGCAAGCAAGUUCAUCCAAGAAGAGCUAAAUAUGGAUUAUGUAUACGACUACAUGUUUCAUCUUCUCAACGAAUAUUCUAAGCUGUUGACGUUCAAGCCGACGGUCCCGUCGAAUGCGACAGAGCUCUCGUUGGAAUCAAUGGCUUCCGCUGUGAGAAGGUCGGUGAGAAAGUGGAUGAUGAAGUCGUUUGUGAAGAGCCCUGCCGUUUCCGACCCCUGCGCCAUGAAGCCGCCGUACGAUCCACAGUCUAUGGAACUUUGGCUUACAACAAAAGAGAAUUCUAUCAAACAAGUGGAAGAAUGGGAGGAAAGUUCUUGGGAAAAUAAUGGUGAUCCAACUUUGAACCCAAUGAGCUAAUGCUUGCUCUUUCUUUUCCCGUUUCAUUAAUUUUAUAGUCAAAGUUACCAUUAGGAUAAAUCAAUAUUUUAUCUUUUUGGUCGAGCAUAGUUAAGUGGUAAUUGAUGUAUACCUAAGUUCGAAUCUCCUCUCCAAUAUAUUGUACUAAGAAAAAUGUUUUGUCUU
Messenger RNA from Momordica charantia (bitter melon), 1870 nucleotides. RefSeq lists its product as uncharacterized. NCBI's taxonomy places the organism in Eukaryota, Viridiplantae, Streptophyta, Magnoliopsida, Cucurbitales, Cucurbitaceae. The record is from RefSeq and is a predicted model, not a curated record.